Messenger RNA from Anneissia japonica, 2608 nucleotides. Its product is annotated as dual specificity mitogen-activated protein kinase kinase 1-like. Bases 183 to 1394 code for a protein of 403 amino acids. The record is from RefSeq and is a predicted model, not a curated record. Gene Ontology annotation, biological process: protein phosphorylation. Gene Ontology annotation, molecular function: ATP binding; protein kinase activity. NCBI's taxonomy places the organism in Eukaryota, Metazoa, Echinodermata, Crinoidea, Comatulida, Comatulidae. The transcript is spliced from 11 exons.
GGGUCAUCUGCAUCAACCAUCCAACCAAAGAAGGUUGACCGUAAGAAAUAUUGUUUGCAGAAAGUGUUUUGUUCGAAGCCUUAGUUGCUGAUAUAGUUUUAAGCUGCCGAAAAGGGAAAUAUAUUUUUGAACUGAUGCUGUUUCUGUAGAAAUCUCAUAGAAGCUAUUUGAUAGCUGUCAAGAUGUCUAAAGCAAAGAGGAACAUCAAAGGUCUAACGAUUGCCCCCACUGUCGGGGAGCCAGAAGGAGGCGAGACUAGCGUUUCAACUGACAAAAAAUCUGCGACAGCAAAUUCUGCAGAAUGUAUUGCGAAGAAACUAGACAAACUCGACUUAGAUGAGGAACAACGACAACGACUACAGUCGUUUUUAACAAUGAAAGCACAAGUGCUUGAUACCGGUGAUCUAGGGCAGGAUGAUUUUGAGAAGUUGGAUGAGCUGGGUGCUGGUAAUGGUGGCGUGGUUACAAAAGUGCGACAUAAACGUAGUGGACUUAUCAUGGCAAGAAAGCUGAUUCACCUGGAGAUAAAGCCCGCUAUCAGAUUACAAAUUUUCCGUGAAUUGACAAUAUUACAUGAAUGUAAUUCACCUUACGUAGUUGGAUUCUAUGGAGCUUUCUACAGUGAUGGCGAGAUCAGUAUCUGUAUGGAACAUAUGGAUGGUGGUUCUUUAGAUCUUGUAUUAAAAAGAGCAGAUAAAAUACCAGAAAGGAUUCUGGGAAAAGUCACAAUAGCUGUUUUGAGGGGUUUGUCAUAUUUAAGAGUAAAUCACAACAUAAUGCACAGAGAUGUAAAACCAUCAAACAUUCUGGUGAACUCAAGAGGUGAAAUCAAGAUGUGUGAUUUUGGCGUAAGUGGUCAGCUGAUCGAUUCGAUGGCAAACUCCUUCGUUGGUACGCGGUCCUACAUGUCGCCUGAGCGCUUACAGGGAACUCACUACACUGUUCAAUCUGACAUCUGGAGCAUGGGUUUGUCUUUAGUUGAAAUGGCAAUAGGCCGGUAUCCUGUCCCACCACCAGAUGAUAAAGAAAUUGCACAGAUCUUCAAGCUAAAGUAUGAGGAGCCAAAGAAAUCGCUUCCACCAGUGACAACUAGACCGCCAGGAAGGCCGAUGGCGAAUAAGGGAGGAGAUGCUCGACCAAUGGCCAUUUUUGAGCUUCUUGAAUACAUAGUCAAUGAUGCACCACCCAAAUUACCAAGAGCUGUAUUUUCAGAAGAAUUUGUCAAUUUCGUAGACAAAUGCUUAAUCAAGAAUCCACAAGAGAGGGCGAAUCUGAAGUACCUAUUAAUCCACCCAUUCACCAAGAAGUCUGAGGCAGAAGAAGUUGAUCUAGCAGGUUGGCUUUGUACAACAAUGGACCUAAAGAAAAACUCACCCUCAGCCCAGUCUGUGUAAACUCCAGAGGGCACUGUUUAAGACAAUCAAAUCCAGUUAUAUCAGAAAAAAAAAUAGAGAUGAUAUAAUGUAUAGGUAUACAUACUUAUGAUGUAUGUGGUUAUAUGAGGUUUGAACACAUGCAUCAUGUGUGAUUCAUGUGUGUGUGUGUGUCUCGAGUCCCUCCCUCUUGUUCUGUAGUCAAAUGCUUACUAGAUACAUCGUAUGUAAUGGUUGCUGGAUAGAGGGAACUCUUUGAAUAUGACUGACAAGAUACUCUUUUAUAAGUAUGAUUGAAAGGAAAGUGUUAGCAUAAUUGUAUCAAAUAUGGUAAUAAAUGAAAGUAGUUAGAUGAUAACAAAGUGAUAGAAUUGAUAACAUGGUUGUGAUCAAUGAUUAACAGUACCUAUCCUCAUACCCCCCCCUCCCUUCCCCCCCCCCCCAUAUUAUGUUUCUAUUCAGUGAUAUAAGAGCUUAGUAUAUAUUAUUUACAGUUUUUAUGUUGAUGAUGGAUGUAAUGUAAACAUUGCAUCAUUUUGCAAUAUUAUGGCAAAAUACAGCUUAAGAUGUUGAGGACAUUUAAAUCUUCACAGAUGCAUUAAAUGAAUUAGAAAAUAAUUUGUUCACAAAUACAUUAAAAACCGAAAUAUAUUUCCUUAUCAAAAUUGUAUUUAUAAUUUAUAAUAUUUAGUUAAUUUAUUAUUAUGUUUAUCAUUCUGUUUCAAAAUGUUAUUACUUUUUAUAAUUACAAUGAUACUGUAAUAAUAUAAUUGUGUGCAUUGUUUUUAUCAUUUCUAUUGUAAUUCAUAAUAUAUAGAUUAAUGGUUUUAACUUACGAUAUUAGGCCUAUAUCAUAGGCUUUGUUUUCGUAGUGCUGAAUUGUACUAUAGAAAUAGUCUUGUUAUUCUCCACGGAAACAUGGCAGUUGUCACAUUUUGAAGCACAAAAUGAUGGGUUGCACCAAUGAUUUUAUAAGUAAUAAUCCAUGUGUAAUACAAACCUAGAGAGGGCUCUCUAAUAAUUUGAUCAGUGAGACACUAAUUAUAUGUCUUCCUACCAUGUGAGUGUGCUUAGACAUUUUUCCUGCUAUCAUGCAGCACCCUUUUAAGUUUCAUUAGAGUAAUUCACAAAAUUCUUUAAAAGUAAAUGUUAUGCUGGGAGCAGGAGGUGCCUAUGGAUGCAAAUUAACUCCAAUAAUUGGAUUAACAUGCUGAAAAUGACCAUUGGAAUCGAGA